AUGAGAGAAGCUCCAAUCCCAUCUCACUCCCACCCUGACAGCUGGCAUCGGGUACAAAUUGGCUGUUUUCAUCGCAAUCAGCCCCAUCUGCUUUGGAACACCACUCAAGGGUUAGAACAACAGCAGGCUUCAGAACAUACAAGUCCCGACCAGAACUGGGCGGAUAGAUACUACAAAGGCUACAACUACGCCUUCAAGAGACCAACUGCUCUUCUCAAGCAGUACCCCAACCUGUUCAACAUGAACACCCAAGCACACGCCCGGCUGGAACAACAAACACCAGCCCAGACCGCCACGCCCGAGCCAGAGUCGGGAGAUCCUCGCGAGUUUCGCCGUUGGGAGAGGCAGGCCAUCCCCUCUGAGCCAUUCCCAGAAUUCACCGAGCCCCUACUGGCUUCCGACGAGCUGAUCAACGAAGCUCUUGAGAUGCGCUCUUGUCGAUCGUCUGGUGGUGAUGCUGAAGCCAGCAAGCGAGUCGAUGCCGCCAUGCUUUGCCAAUCCGGCCUUUUGGAGAAGCUUCCUGAGUUCCUGGGCCAGCUUGCUCGCGUCGAUCUUGAUCUCCAGACCAGACUUGCCAGCAACCCAGAGUCUGAUCCAGUCGGUGACAAUGUAGAAAUCACCGAGAAGCCGACUUCGGAGCUGGAAGUCCUCACUGAGCUCACAGAGACACAAGCCCGCCGUCAUGGUCGGCGUGUUAUUUUGCCCGGUGGUCGCCCGUUCAAGCUUCCCGGGGAAGAGAUCGAAGACGGCCGCAGUGCCGGCAAGGCUGGCGGUGCUGAGAGCUGCACUGUUGUUUCCGAUUCCCAGGACCCCUACGGCAGCGGUGACGAGACGGAUGCCUCGACCUCCACCACGGCGAGCCUCCGUGUUAAGCGUAAGCGCAGAAUGGACACCGUCUCGGACGAGGAUUUCCAGCCCAACAAGAUCCGCAUUCAAUACACCGCGCCGCCCACCAACCUCGCUCGCCAGUACAAGGAGAUGUUGGCGGAGCAUGCUCGCCAGAAUCCCGAUGGCUCUUCUAGCGACGCCUUAGCGGACCUUGAGUUUAAGAUGCCAACUCCGGAGCGGUCGCCGAGUGUGGCGAGUUUGACAAGCAUCCAGGUCAUCAAGAUCAAGAUACCCGAGGGUUGGUCGACCCCGGAGAGCUCCCGGUCAGGGACUCCCACUGAACCUUCGCCGCCAAAGGUCAUUGUUCUCGUGAACCCUCGCUCGUGUUCACCAUCUCCGGCUGUCGCUUCUGCGACGCCUUCCCGAAUCACCAAGAUCAAGGUUGUCAACUCACGUGGCAACCCUCCAACUGGCUCUGUCAAACGUUCGGCCUCACCCACCAAGAUCACCAAAAUUAAGGUGACCAAUUUUCGCCCGACCACCCCUGUCGACUCUGCCAGUCGCUCAACGACACCAAACCGGGUGCCGCGUAUCAAGGUCAUCAACCGGAAGCUCUCCCCCGAAGCCCUAGAGAAGGCCUUCGAGGUAGCGCAGGAGAGGUCGGUCAGUCCCGAGAGCAGCGGCGUGCCUUCGCCCUCGGGAAGCACUUCCAGCAGCAACCUCGAGAUUGCUCGCUCGUCCUCGUCUUGCUCCAACACUUCGCUCGACUCGACCUGGUCUGCCACUUCGAAGACCACGCGGAUCAAGUGGGCCAACAAGAGGAGUUCCCCUGCUCCCUACCAGAGUGCUCCUGACCUGCCGGCUUCGUCAAGCUCGGAGAGGUCUGCUAGGCCUAUGACCUUCAAGAUCGCCAAGCGGCCCCGCGUUAAGAGCGUUGGGGAGGCUGAUGUGCGAGCGAGCAAGCUGCGGUCAAGUAGGGUGUUUCUGGUUGAUGAGCUCGACAUGGCCCUUCAUGAACUCUAA
This is a messenger RNA of Podospora pseudopauciseta, 1851 nucleotides long. RefSeq lists its product as uncharacterized. The transcript is spliced from 3 exons. Lineage: Eukaryota; Fungi; Ascomycota; Sordariomycetes; Sordariales; Podosporaceae. Bases 1 to 1851 code for a protein of 616 amino acids. The record is from RefSeq and is a predicted model, not a curated record.